GUCAUUAUAAAUCCAGAAGUUCCAAGCGUUGAGAACAUCUGUGUUAGAGGCUAGACAAAGACCUGAGCAGCUCGGAAGACAAGCAACGGAAAAAGCUAAUUUUAGGAGAGAGAGAACAGUGACAGCAGAUAUAUUCAUCGAACGAUUGUCAGAAGUGAAAUAAUCCUGCCUGCUCAAGGUAGUGAGGGGCACAGAGUGAGAGGUGGGCGGAUGCACACUCUCUACUCUCUUGCCCUGCGUUUUUGUUGCCCCUUCAGCCAACUUCGUCGCUCCUCUCCACCACCACAACCUCUCAUUCCACCAUCUGUGCCUGCUUCAGGCACAAGUACCCCGUGGUGCGUGUGUGGCAUGGAGAAGGAGAGGGAGGAUGAAGAGACGGAGGGGAGGGAGAGACCAGAGCCGCUGACGGAUGUGGAGCGGGGCAUCAUUCAGGACACCUGGGCGCGUGUUUACGAGAGCUGUGAGGAUGUGGGCAUCACUAUACUAAUAAGGUUCUUUGUGAACUUCCCCUCAGCAAAGCAGUACUUCAGUCAGUUCCAGGACAUGGAAGAUCCAGAGGAAAUGGAGAAGAGCUCUCAGUUGAGGAAACAUGCCCGCCGUGUCAUGAACGCCAUCAACACAGUUGUGGAGAACCUUCAUGACCCAGAGAAAGUUUCAUCUGUUCUGGGGCUAGUGGGAAAAGCACAUGCACUCAAAUACAAAGUGGAGCCAAUGUACUUCAAAAUCUUAAGUGGGGUUAUUCUGGAGAUACUUGCAGAGGAUUUCGGAGAGUGCUUUACCCCAGAAGUACAGACAUCCUGGACCAAACUGAUGGCAGCAUUGUACUGGUAUAUCACAGGGGCUUAUACUGAGGUGGGAUGGCUCAAACUAUCCAGCUCAGCGGUCUGAGAUUAGGCAUUCAUUCCUACUGUACAUGAACACUGGUUGUAACUCAUCAGCUUGGCUAGUCAAAGGACUGACUUAAGAGGAUAAAGAUCAAUAGAAUAGAAUUAGAAAUACGUUUUCCAUCAUAUACAUCAUUUUCUUUCACCUUGUUUUAUACAUUUUUAGUAUAUACAACUCAAACCUCUAAGAUGUUGUCUGUGCUGUGUAGUGUAAUUUGCUUGUGUAUCUUUUAGGCUUGUGUUUCAAUGUGUAUAUCAAAACAGAUCACAUUUUAUUAUAAUGCCACAGCAGAAUUACAAUACAUACUAACGCAUAAAUAGAAAAUAAAUAGCAUAAACCUGCUGUUCAUUUGUUAACUUUGUCAAGACAAUAGUGUUCUCCAAAAUACAAACCACACACAAGUCUUCAUUGUUCAGUACUUUACUCAUGGUGAAUCUAACCUUAUUGGUGCUUCUCACAUGAGAGGCAUAAAUGAAUAAAAUAGCUCAUUCAAGAAGUGACCCAGUAUUCUCAGAUCUGACGUUUAUCCUUCUGUUAAUGUUCAUUUGGGAGUCACACUUGUGUUUUUCACCGUCAAAAUUGACCGGACACCUGAAAUGACACUUUUUAAAAUUUCUGUGAAAUUAAUGUAAUAUAAUUUUGUUCGAUAAUAUUUUUCUUUUUCAUUUUGUAUUUUGAAAGAAUUUCAUGGUACUGUUUAAUAUUUAUGCAAUAAUUAUGAUCAAUUUAUGAUUAAUCAAACAAUUUUUCUAAUAUUUUUUAGCACUUUCUAAUAUUUUCUAAUAUAUAUUUUUUUUCAAUUAUGGCAGUAUUUUGGGUUAAAAUAGAGACAAUGCAUUUAAAUUGUAAAUUCAUUUUCAAGGCAAAUUAAUUCCAUAUGGUGGGAGUAAAAACAAGAUAAAAACAUCCAAAAUUUAAUGGUUUAGCCACUAGAUUUCUAUAGAGCUCUAUAUAAAAGAUUUAUAAAUAAUUAUCUAGUUGUUUUUUUAAAUAAAUACAGCCACACCAGUUAAUUUGUGUGUGUCUAAUAGUGUGUUGUGUGUCUGUGAGUGUGUGUGUCCGAUUUGUACUGAGUGUCACCGCUUCCUUGGUGGCUAAAUUAUGGAUUUUAUUUCAGGUAUUUGCAAAAACAUGUUGUGUGUUACAGUCACACUAGUUCAUAUAUGUGCAUAUGUGGGGGGAGUGUGUCUGUUUUGCACUCUUAAUAUUUUAAAGUAUCACCCCUUAAUUGCUUUUUUCUGCAUUGCGAAUGAUUUGUAGAUAAUACACACUCACACACACACACACACACACACACACACAAAUAUAAUAGUCUCUGUAUUUUCACAUUUUUGCAUAUUUUUUAUUAAUUUCCAAUGCCAGUCAUAUUUGACCGCGAACAACAAAAGUGUGACUAUUUUUUAAUGACCAUUUAGCCUUCUUGAAUCAAGUCCACAAUUAUUAUUAUUAUUUUUAUUUUAUUUUUCUGCCAUAAAAGUCAAUGAGUUUCAUACCACUCCAGUGAAGCAGUGAUUUCUUAUAUAUAUGCAGGUUCAGGUCCGGUGACUGUGGAGGCCAGGUCAUCUGGCGCAGCACCCCAUCACUCUCCUUCUUGGUCAAAUAGCC
This is a messenger RNA of Carassius auratus (goldfish), 2490 nucleotides long. It is a transcript of the gene cygb2, whose product is annotated as cytoglobin 2. NCBI's taxonomy places the organism in Eukaryota, Metazoa, Chordata, Actinopteri, Cypriniformes, Cyprinidae. Gene Ontology annotation, molecular function: heme binding; oxygen binding; iron ion binding. The record is from RefSeq and is a predicted model, not a curated record. Bases 211 to 888 code for a protein of 225 amino acids. The transcript is spliced from 3 exons. Gene Ontology annotation, biological process: oxygen transport.